GUUGUUAUUUGGUUCACUUCCUACCCUCUAUUCUCUCUGUCAAUCUCUUUGUGAUUCUCUCUUCUGCUCCAUUACACAUACUCCAGCGGCAAAGACUAAAGCGAACCACGCUCAGCCCGAGCCCUCCUUUUACUUUUUAUUGAAAAUGGAUGAUGAUCUCAUGUCUGGCUCAGGAAAUGGCUUGAUUAAUGAGACAGAGUUCGACUUCAGCUGCAGAACGUCAGUCCUUAGCACAACCAAUGUCACAGAUCAAGAAUUCUGGACUUUCCGGGGAAACCUUGGUAGUGGGACGAUAGCAAUUGCUUUUUUCGAAAGCAUAAUAUUCAUUGUAGCACUAUCAUGGAACUUGUUCAUAUUCGUAACAUAUUUAUUAAAGUAUAGAUUGCUCAAAGAGCCUGCUAACAUUAUGCUGUUUACUCUUUCAAUUGUGGAUCUUCUCGUUUGCAUAUUGAUCAUACCUUUCCCCAUAAUAGUUGUCGCCGCCAAUGGCGAGUAUAUUUUUGGAAACAGCGACGUAGUCAGAUGCAUAAUCUGUCAAGUCCAAGGAUACUUCUUUAUAUUAUCGACAGAGCUCUCCCUUCACCUCCUAGCGAUCCUUUCCAUUGAUAGAUGUAUAUUGCUGUCAAACCCACUCAAAUACAAGGACAUUAAGAAAGUCUGGACGACUGUCGUCGGAAUACUUGUCAUCUGGGUCUUUUGUUUUUUGCUUGCACUCCCUCCUGCUUUUGGAUUCGGUGAAUGGGAGUUUAAUCGGUCUUUCGGAGUCUGUAUACCGCGCUGGACACCGUUUCGUAAUUCAUUAUACAUGAUACUAUUAAUGAUUGAAGGAUUGAUACCAAUCAUAACGCUAGCUGUUACUAACGUUUGGACCUUCAAAAUUGUCAACAGGUUCUUGAAAAAGAACCUCGAAAGGAAGAAAUCAUUUCGUGCGACAAGAGAAGAGGUGGCAGUUGAAAAAUCGACCCACCGGAGUCAGCAGAACCAGCUGGUAAAGGUAUUUGGUGCUCUUUUUAUUGCUAAUAUCAUUUCUUGGACUCCACUCCUUUCUCUCACGUUUGCUAUAGCUGCCACUGACGGGGAUGGCAUACCGGCCUGGCUUUUAAUUGUUGGUUGGUUUAUGUUCCUUCUCAACCCAACAGUCCAUCCUAUCCUCGAGUCCUUCUUCAUAAAGGAACUACGUACUCGCGUGAACAGAGCAAGUAAUAGCGUGAAGCAGCAAGUACGUCGCGCUAGUCGUAGCAUACUUAAAAUGGCUACCCUGGACUCUUUCAAGGACAUACCAACAAUGAAUGAUGAGGAUGAGUCCGAGAAAAGUAGGAGGGUAUUCGGUUUGAAAAGGAAAUCCACGAGUCAAUCGAUAGGCAACGCAUCAGUGAAUACCUCAAUGACUGAUGCUAGCCCACCUGAUAGUCCUAUGGGUAUCACGAGAGCUAACACCCUCACUAAUUCCGGGAGGUUCCCUCAUAGAAAUAGACGAAGUUCUUCGCCAAAGGAUAAUAUAAUAGGGACAGAGAUCUUGCCUCCUUCUCCUCUCUUGACCCCGGUCUCGGCCGCUCUUCCUCGAAUCAGCGAAGACUCACAAUUAGCCUUAACCGAUAUCGCGAAGUCGCAAAACAAUGUAAAGCCUAAGGCGUCAUCUAUAACUGAUUUAAGUGGAAAGAAAAAGAAGAGGCACAUAAGUAUAACUGUUCCGGGAGAAAAGGACGUAUAUAGACCGGAGGAUAGGGACUCUGGUACUGUCUCACGAUCUCCUUCUCCCUCUCCUUCUUCAUCAAAUGACAGUGCAAUUGUGAGUGGAAACGAAAACGAUAAUAAUAAUAAUAAUGAUAGUCAUCAUGAAACUACAGCUAAUAAUGCUAAUAAUGAUGAUGAUACUACUACUGCUACUACUACUGCUAAUAAUAAAAUCUCUAGCCCUUUACAGUCUAAUGGCGUGAAUUCUGACAACGGUCCUUGCAAUCUCAUUUCAAUAAAAGCUGCUGGAGAAAUAGCAAUAGACAUUGAUCAAACUGUAUCAGAUUCAGACUAAUCAUACAUGCUACUGACACACUCACAUGCACUAACAAAUUAUUUGAAUAUUCGUCGUAUUUGUUGUUAUACUACUCAAUUACCAACUAAAUUUUUUUAAUUAUUUUUUAAUAGUAAUUGUUACUAGAUUUACGAUGUUGAUUGUACAAGUUAUGCUUACUGCUGUAGCAGUGUACAC
This is a messenger RNA of Amphimedon queenslandica, 2206 nucleotides long. RefSeq names its product melanopsin-A-like. The record is from RefSeq and is a predicted model, not a curated record. Bases 146 to 2029 code for a protein of 627 amino acids. Gene Ontology annotation, biological process: G protein-coupled receptor signaling pathway. The transcript has 2 exons. Gene Ontology annotation, molecular function: G protein-coupled receptor activity. Gene Ontology annotation, cellular component: membrane. Lineage: Eukaryota; Metazoa; Porifera; Demospongiae; Haplosclerida; Niphatidae.